AUGGCUCCGCUCUCUCUGAAGAUAGUCCACGGUGGCGGCGCCAUCACAAGAACCUUGCUGUUCGACAGCACCAUGAGGGUCAGCGAGGCCCACGACAUCGUCAGGGAGAAGGUGCUUUUGGAUGGCCCUGGGAAAGACUACGGGCUGUUCUUAACAUCAGCUGAUGACGAGCUCUCGGGUGUGUGGCUAGAGGGGUAUCGAACCUUGGACUACUACAUGCUGCGAGAUGGGGACUCUUUGCAAUAUCUCUGCAGGACCCGAAAUUUGCGGAUCAGAAUGUUGGAUGGUACCGAGAAAACUAUGCAGAUCGACGAAUCAAAGUCCGUUAGCGAGCUGAUGGUUGUCAUCUGCAACAAGAUCGGUAUAACGAAUCAUGAGGAGUACGGCUUGUGUUUUGAAGAAGAAGAGAAACAGACGCAAGAAGAGAAGCCGGCUACUGGGACCCUCACUUUGAGGAGGAAGCAGCCGACCAGGGAGAAGGAUGCGAAACUGGAACAGCUCAGCAAGAAACUGAAGACCGAUGACAAUGUGGAAUGGCUCGCUCAGCACAAAACGCUGCGGGAAAUCGGCGUCGACCCGAAGGAGAGACUACUGCUGAAGCGUAGGCUCUUCUACUCCGACCGCAACGUGGACUCGCGUGACCCCGUCCAACUGAACCUUUUGUACGUGCAGACGAGAGACGCCAUUCUGGACGGCCGACAGGUCGUGACAGAGGCAAAAGCAAUUGAAUUUGCUGGUAUCCAGUGUCAAGUACAAUAUGGUGACUUCCAAGAGGAGAAACACAAACCUGGAUUUAUUGAAAACCUCAAGGAGUUCCUGUCGGAGCAGUACGCCAAUUCGCGGGGCGUGGAGCGCAAGGUGCUCAAAGAGUUCAGCCGACAUCAUGGCCUCAGCCCUUUGGAGGCCAAGCAUCUGUACACGAAGACGGCACGAGAACUGCCUACGUAUGGAGUCACCUUCUUCUUGGUUAAGGAACAGCAAAAGGGAAAAAAGAAGUUGGUGCCGCGACUCCUGGGCAUCAACGCUGAGUCCAUCCUCCGCUUGGACGAAGUCACGAAGGAGAUACUCCAAGUGUGGAUGCUGACGCAGGUGAAAACCUUCCGAGCUGGAAAGGAAACUUUUACCCUGGACUUUGGAGACUACAGCGACAAGGAAUACACGGUGAAGACGAACGAGGCGCAUCGAAUCCGGGACAUACUGCAGGGCUACAUCGACAUCAUCCACCGCUCCGUUGCCACCCCGUUCAACGUGGUUCCGGACGAGGGGCAAGCCAUCUGCGAGGAGAACGUGCAGUCUUCGAAGGGACAGAUCAUCGAAACUGUUGGCCCCAAGAAGUUGAUCAAGCAUUCAUACAUCGGCCCCAGCAACUUGGUGCCAUUGGCUCAAGGUUGUGAAGCCACGCAAGGCACCCAGAUUGUGACAGUGAAUCAGAUGUUGGUGACCAAACCAGGUGUUGUGCGAAGACGAGGGGUUGCGGGAGGAGCCGGUGAGCGUGGUGUGAACUCAACGGAAUACCUUAAAAAGCUUAACCGUGUCAACUCCAACGCUAUGGAAACUGUGGAGUUUUUGACCGAUCCAAACAAUCAACGAGCGCAAAAAGUGUCCAAGGUCACCGCCCUUGCCACUAUUAUCGAAGAGGAAAUGAACAGCAUAAUUGAAGGCAUCCACAGGAGCGUCGAAAAAGACAACGAAGAAGUCAGGAAGAAACUUCUCUCUGAAUUGGACGAGCUUUGUGCAAACUUCAACGUUUUGCUGAACACUUCGAAGAGAGACGAUUUCGGUUCACCGGAAAGCCUGACCACAUCUCAGGAGACGGCCGAGAAAAUCGUGGUACUUUGCACAGGGAUGUUCUGCGCGCUAGACCCUGGCAUCAAGAGGCGCAGCAGAAUCCUAAAGAGAUCGCAUCAGAGCUUUAUUGCGGACGAGAAAACGGAAGCUACUUUACGGCGAGCGUCCUUCCUAGCGGCUGCAUCGCACGCGUGCAAAGCUGUCGACAAGGCCAAGGAGGGGUUGGAUACGAUGUUCGAAGGCUCUGUUCCAGAGGUUCACGAGAUUCAAAAUUUAGAAAGGGAAGCCAGGAAGAAAGUGGGAAAACUAAAUGCAGCUGUAGCAAUUCUUCUAUCCGCACAAGCUGAUCCCGACAAUUUGGACUACACAGCAGCUAUUACGUCGAUGACCACGAUCGACGAGCUGUUGCCAGAGUUGAUUCAAGACGCCAAAGCUCUGGGCAGCGGUAAGGACGAGAGGUCCCGCCUCUCUCUCUUGAGCCGCAUACGGUCGUUGUGUGAUGCUGCACACAGCAUCUGUGCUCUCACGGGCGAGGAGGACAAAGAGCGAUUGCAAGAGCUCGCUUAUAGGUACGCCAAGUCCGCCGAUAAACUCAUCUUCACUUUCGGCCGCGGCACGGUAGCAGACAAGGAAAACGAGAUUUUAGAUUUAGCGAGAGACAUUGGCGAUAAGACAUCGAUGCUGCUGAUGAAGACACACGAGUUGAUCAACCUGGCACAAUCUGAUCCUCGGGCUGACGAGUUGGAUCGGGCUGGUGCGAGGUGUGCAGAUGACUCCAGGAUACUGCUCGCUUGUGCUCAGUUGACAGCGUCAUCGAUAGACGAGUCCCAUUGUCAGAGUGCGAUGACCGCUGCAGCGGAGUCUUUGACGUCAUCGGCCCAACACCUUACAGCGACGUGGAAACCGCUCGUCGAGGAGCCGGGGCGUAGGAUGUACGAGCACAGCCUGUCGGACUUGACGACGGACCUGAUGAAAGCGUUGGACAGACUGAGAAACGCUUACGCUGACUUGUCAAGUGAAGGCGUUCGUCCUGCGGAAGAUAGAGCUAAGAUUGGGGACGAUGUGAAACAGAAGGAACGUAUGAAGUUUCUAGCAACCAUGACAACUGCUUCAAAUAACAUCGCGGACGCACAAAUGGAACUGGAUAAGCCUAUGAAAGAAGAAAUUGAUGGGCAAAGAGCUAAGGAGUUGCAGCGUCUGCUGGCACAACGGUUGGCACAACUGAAUUCGGCCAUUGCCUCCCUCAUAUGCGCUACCGCCGACCGUCAGAACCCAGAUUAUAAGACAGCUGAGCAAGCCAUCGCCAUUGUGUCUGACCUGAUGCCGGCACUGGUUCGUGAUCUAAAGGCCAUGAGCACCACAAACGAUGAGAAAGCCGGUCGCGCGUUACUAAACGACGCUCGUGCACUAUGCGAGGCAACACGCGACCUCUGCGCUGUAAACGAAAGUGGCAACAUCCAGGAUGAAAACGACGCUGCGUCCAAAUUCGCAAGAUUUUCUUCUAAACUGAGCUACGUGUUUACACCGAGAGUUGACCCAAGGAAAGGAAAUAUGAUAAUAGAACUCUCAAAAACUUGCUGCGAGAAGGCCUCCCAGCUACUCACGCAUGUCAACCAGCUGGUAGACGAGGAGGGGGCUACGGGCGAUGCUGGGGAAGAGGGAGCCGCGCUGUUGGAUGAGCGGGGGGCGGCGCUGGUGGACGUAGUACAAGCGCUCCUCACUGCUGCACAGAUUACGGCACCAAGUUUUGGUGACCCUAGAUGCCAGUCUACGAUGUUGACGGCAGCAGACGAUGUAUCCUCUUCCUGCCAAGAGCUCGCCGCCAUCUGGUGCCCUCUAGUCAAGAAUCCGACGCGGGCGACCUUGCAACAGAAUUUGGACUCGAGCCGAAAGGAGCUGGAAGCAUCUCUUAACAAUCUACGAGAUGCCUGCAAGGACUUGGAUGUUUCGGAUCGGAACAACACGUAUACUGAUCAAUUUAAUGACGAAAUUCGUGAAAGAACUUCAACAGAGAACAACACAACUAAAGCCAAGUCGAAAGAAAUUAUAAGGGAUUUGAAAUGGGUGGGCAACUCUUGCACAGGCGUUUUCAACAUUGCUUCGGAAAUAUGUGACGGUGCAAAACAAUUGGCCAGCUCGCUAGGAGAGGAUGGCGAACACAUCGGAGACUGCGGAGAGAGGUUACUCGACACUGCUCAAGCGUUGUACGCUACUGUUGCGAAAGUCAUGCAGUCGUGUGGGGACCCUCCCGACUUAUUCAGUAUAGUCGCCGCCGCCGAAGCGGUCAGCUCUUCGUCUAUGGAGCUGGCAACCGCUUACGGUCCAGUAGAUCAGGAUGCGGCACAUGCGGAGAUCGUUGGCAAAAUUGUGCACGGCCGUGAACUGCUGGCUUCUUCGCUAAAGGAGAUAGAGAACGCCUGCCUGGAAAUGAUUGAUGUUUCAAAAACACCUCAAGAUGCUGACGAAACAACCGCUGCGUGGUUGACACAAAUACAAUCUAUGUCGGAGACCAAACGUGCCUUGGAACAGAUGUACGAGGAACUUGACACGCCCAUGACCGGAAGGACACCAGAAGUGAAGAUAUCGGAGUUGGAGAGAGACGCCGUCCGAAGAUUGGGCUGUCUCGAUUCCGCUGUAGCGACAGUUGUUCGGGCUUAUUCAGCGAAGAGACCAGACUACGACGGUGCCGAAAAAGCAACUAAGUCCAUUUUGGAAGUUAUGCCUCUGAUUAUCACUGACGUCAAGCUGUUGAGUGCAAACCAAGACGAAGAGCAUCGUCGAAACGCGAUGGGAGAACUUAAAACGCUGCAUUCCGCGACCCUCGCCCUUGUUGACGCUGUAGAAAAUGAAAAUGAUAAGGAUCUGAAAGAGGCACAAUCAGCGUAUGCUGUGGCUUCACAAAAACUUAAUGCUACAAUCGCUCCUACUGCUGACAUCAGGAAAACGAAGCAAAUUCAAAGUUUAUCACUAGUAGCGCGCGAAAGGGCAUCGGAAUUGCUGGGCGAUUUGGAGGCCGUUUUGAAAUCUAGAAGCAGCGAUGAUUUGGAUCCCUCGUUGGACAAAGUGGUCGACGCCAUGCGGAAUUUCCUGAAUACCGCACAGAUUUUACCUAUACACAUUGAAAUAAAUAUAAAACAUUCGAAGAAUACGGCUGAUACCGCGAGCGAUGUCAGCUGCAAGUUCGAGCUGCUGUCAUCAGCUGAAAAUCUGGAGGAGUGCUGCAAAGAGCUGUCUUCCAGCUGGCGUCAAUUGGAGUCGAACCCCAUGAGGCGCCAGCUCGAAGCGAGGUUGCGGGAUUUGGAUGCUGCAAUCUCUGCUCUGAAGGCUGCUUACCACGGUCCAGAUGAAACAAACUCCGAUGAAGACAGGCUUAAGUUUAUUGCAACUCUGUCUGCAGCCAAGAAUAAUGUUCAAAGUGCACAUGAAUUGAUUAACAAACCCUCGGCUACUCUUCCGCUGAUGACAGGAGCUGAUCUGCAAAGGCUGUUAGCACAGCGGCUGGCACAGCUGAACUCUGCUAUUGCGUCUCUUAUACAAUCUGCUGAUCAUGAGAAUCUUAACUAUGUUGAAGCAGAUAAGGCCUCCAAAGCGAUUGCCAAACUUCUGCCGGCCAUUAUACGAGAUUCAAACGCUUUGACGAAUGAUGACGCAAGCGGAAGGGACCUGAUGAGUAAGCUGAGAUCUCUCUGUGAUGCGACAAGAGAGCUCUGCUUGGAAGCCGAACUGGGUCAGGCCAAAAGAGCAAAUGAUUCCAUCUCAAAGUUCGUGGACGCGUCGAACAAACUUCGUUACGUGUUCAAUCCUAGGGCAGAUGCAAAGCGAGAGAAUGUGGUUAUGGAGUUGUGCAAGGAGAUUAAUAACAGAGCUUCCUCCCUCAAAUCGCCGGCGCUCGUGGAUGCUGCUCAAGGAUUGCUCACCGUCGCUCAAAUUACAGCCUGCUCUAUUGAGGAUCCCAACUGCCAAUCAACCCUACUCUCAUCAGUGAACGAAAUGCUGUCAUUGUCUCGUCAGCUGGAUAACGCUUCUUCGUCACCUCUGCCAGAUACCUUGAAGAAGAAAAUGAACCAAGAAAGGUCUAAACUGGAGGAUGCUCUUAAUGAGAUAAAGGCAGUGUGUAAGGAUGCUUCUGAUGCGACGCUGAGACCGGUAAAGCCGCCAGUACCAAAGCGCAUGUCCUCUACAGAGGUCGACCAAGGACAACUCUUAGCGGAGAAGCAGCAUCUAGCCCAAUCUGUGGACGAAGCGAUCAGGAGCAUCCAGAAUGUAGAAAAUGAGAUUACAAAGAUUUCCGUUGACGGUGCUGAGAUAAUUUCACCGGAAGCGAUCCAAGUUGCGUCUGAGCAGCUGGAGAGGAAACUGUCUUUAGCCAGCGUUGCAGUUUCGCACCUCGUCUAUUGCAAUGAUCCACGAAAAAUGAACUACAAGGUGGCAGCGAAAUCCGCCAAGAGUCUCUCCGAACUCUUCCCGACUGUUGUUAAGGAGGUUCGUCAGCUCAAUAGUUCGGAUAUCAAACGAUCGAAGACAAUAUUAGACAACACUGUUCUUCUUUGCGAGGCCACGAGAGCGUUAUGCAGUACAGCGAAGAACGACAGCGAGAGGCUGAACGAGGUUGCUGUGGAUUACGCAAACAGUUCCGCUAAAUUGCUCUACUCUAUUGGCACUGGAGCAGACCCGAACCAAGAGAAAGAGGUGCUGGCCCGCGCCAAGGCGGUCGGCGACUGCGCGUGGCGACUGGCCACCGAGGGCGCUUCUUCGGCACAACUCCUGGCCGCUGAUGAUGCACGGGAUCUGUGCGCGGGGGGCAGCCGCUGCGCGGACGCGGCCGGCAAGCUGCUCUACGUCGCCAAGCUCGUGGCACCUUCCAUUCAAUACCCUGAGAGCCAAAAUAUACUACUGACGGCCGCCGAUCAGCUGUCGACAAGAGUGAAACAUUUUUCGUCGAUUUUGACUCCCCUGAAAUCGCAUCCAGAACACUCCAAUCAUCUCGAUGACCUUGAAAACGAAGGGCAGAGCUUAGAGAAGCUGCUCAACGACCUUAAAGCAGACGUCAAAGACAAAAAACUGGUGAAGAGGAAGAACGUCGAGGUUUUAACUAUUGAAAACACACCCAUGCGUCAGUUGGCUAAUGAAAUUUUGAACAACUACAAGGCGUAUGUGGAGUCGCCCACCCUGGACAUGGAAGGGCGGAGGAGGUACGCCCAGGACGCCGACAGAUUGGCUGCGGCGGUAGAAGAGCUGGACGUCGCCGAUGCCGUGUGCCGCAAAUCGCCGCAAGACGUGAACACUCUGCGUAGACUCGAAAACGCUACUCAGGACCUCCAGCAUACGUUGCUGCAUCGUCGUGGUGACCAGUCUAACGUCGUUGAUCUGAUGGAUUUCGUCAAAGACGUGAUCUCGAACGUUGCAGCUGUUUCGAAAUCGGCGGAUGAUUACAGCCGCCAACACGCCGGAGUGCAAAUUCAGAGCAUCAAGGUGGAGUGCAAUAAAAUGUCCGCCGGCGCAAUGAAGCUGACGGAACCGGCCGCGGAGGAGGCGACCCUCAACGAAGAUUUGUUUCGUAUCGAGACAUUUGCUCAGGAUUGCCACAAAGCUGUAUCGCUCGUCGAUUCAGCGGCGAGAAGUUUACCCGAUGUUAUGUCCAGGCGCGAAUUACAACUUAAGGCGCAAAGGUUGACGGACAGCGUGAAUUUGUUGAGGUUUGCUGCAAAGAGUGCUCUGGCGACCGCCAAUAGUGCGGCUUUAGACGAGACUCUGGCCGACCUCACCGAGAUGGAGAAAAGAUUGGGAGAUUUGUUGAAACCCAUUCCGGGCGUGAAACAACCUCAGCACAUUAAGGAGAGGAGCCCCGCUGCGCAGCGCCUGCGGCUCUCCGCGUCCUCGCUUCGGCGGGCGCAGGACGUCGCGCCGGCACUGGCUGGCUACGUCACUGAACAGCGAGCGUGUGCGGACCUAAACGAUCCGCGCCACAAGCGAAUUCUAGAAGAACAUCUCAGAAGGCGAUUGCUAUUGGCGAGCAAAUUGUUCAAGAGCUGGAAGACUUCAAAUCAAUCAGAUAGCAGUGAAGAAAAGCAAGAGGGCAAAGCUAUAGAUAACGGAUACGUUAGACGACUCCUUUUCCCGCCAAAGGUUGGGCUUAUAGGAAAUAAUAAAAGUGAACUCACCAAGAGAUAUCACCAGGCUAAAGGCAAAUUCGACUCUAUUAUUGGAGGCAUAGCGUCUAAUGUUGACAAACCGGAAAAGCUUUGCACGAGUAUCCACGCAACCGCAGACGUUGCUAUCGAGUUGGAUAAUAUAGCGCGAGCAUUGGGAAAUACUGAGGAGCACAUGCAGAGUGUUAGAAUAGAGGAGUCUGCAAGGCACAUGCGUUUUGCCACAGUGAAACUGUUAAAGGACGCGGACCAAUUGAGUAAAGAGCCUAAUUCAAUGCUUAAGCGACGAAAACUUCUCGACGCCAUCCGCUCUCUGAACGAUGCCAUUAAUAAUCUGAGCCGGGCUGCAGAUUCCGCCUAUAGCGGUGACGAAUCGAUCGGCAAUUUGCGUCUGCAGCAAAACUUGUUGCAGACCCUGCAUCCGACGUGCUCUCUAAGCUAUGCAGAAUGCUUGGACACUUUGCAGAGUCAGGCUGACGUUAUAACUAAUAUUUGGGACGAUGUGGGGAGGAGCGUUAGUCUGAAACAACUUCCGUCCGCCGCUUCCCAGGCCGCGGACUGCGCAAUGCAUUGUGCCUAUCUUAUAUCAAUAUCCGAUAAGUAUAAGGAAACAGCCAAAGGCGGCCUUCUGGACGUGUCUGCAAUUAUUAAAGCGAUCGAGUCGAUUCAAGACAACUGUGUGAGAGUCAUUUGUUCUGGAGAUAUGAAUCAGGCCAAGGACAUCGAAGCGGAGUUAUCCGAGAAGGCUCGCCAGAUUCAAGACGCUGUUGCCGAAUCCAAAGGGAAGAUUGACUUGGACGUUGAGAGGGAAUUACUGGAAGUGGCCGAUGAAGUUGACACCGCAAUGAGUGAAUACAGGGAAUCUGUGCACAUUCCUAAUUCCGACGCUACGAGAACAAGUACGUACGCGCUGAGGCUUUCGGACGCCGCGGCGGCUUUGAAGGCGCAAUGUCUCCGGCCGGAGCUGACGCCGACCGCUGCGCAACCGGCUCCUGACACGAUAGCCGCCUGCGACCUGCUGAUCAGCAAUGCCAGAGAGCUUCUGAGUAAAACGGCCGAACUAAUCGAUGGAAGGAAGACAAUUGAGAAGGGAGCUGCCUCGCGUGCCACAUUCGACGCGUCUAAAGCUAGUGUUGUCCAAGCUUUCGAUACGUUAUUAUCUAAUGUCACGGAGCACGGCCGCCUCGCUGGCUUGCUUGAAUCAUCGCAAAUUGAAGAAGAGGAACAAGAAAUUCGAAACAAGAGCUACAUUGCAACUCAAAUGGAUCUGGCUACGAAGUGGCUGAAAUCGCCAACGUUCUCCGAGGCCGCCAAGUCGAGUGGUAUUGAAGGCAUUAAGAACGUGGUCAAGGUUGCUAAAGAGACGGUGGAAGACUUGAAAGAUUUGGAUAACGAAGAAAUGCGGCAAGUCAUUGAAGAAGUGGAAAAGCUCUCAGAAGAAGUUUCUUCGAAAUGUAACAAAGAAAAAUCAAGGAUUCUGAUGGAGCGGUUGCUGGAGCUGAGGAAAAUGAUGGGGCGCGUCCUCGUGGCGCGAGUGGUGGAGGAGUUCUUGGAGGGAGACGCCCAAAUCGACGACUUGGAUUUGAUGCUCGAUCACGACAAAGAAGCGCACUUGGCGAAGCGGCACCGGGUGCUGGAGAGGAGCGCGAGAGCCGUGCGGACGGCUCGGCUGGCUGCCACGUCUGCAACGGCUGCCACGGCCCUCAGCCUGAUACGGACCACGGCUCAGGUCGAACUGCUGGCACCGUCGUUAGUGAAAGCCAUUGAGGAGAGAAUCCAAUCGCCUAAUAAACAGGAAAUCAUCGAAAAUUACAAAGCACUGAUGACUGAGUAUGCGAACACAAUGUCUAUAGUUCAAAGUCUCUGCGACCAGUCGAUAGACCCGGUUGAUUUCGUGCAAGCGGCAGGUGAGACAAUGCACCGCCUGUACGAGGAGUCCCGCGCUCUCCAGGACCCGCUGAAGUGUACGCACACCGACGUCGUCACCAGGUUGGGGCGGCGCGCGGUGGAGGCGGCGCUGGGCUCGCGGCAGGCGCGAGCGGACCCCGAGCUGCGCAGGGCGCUGGCGCUCGCGCAGAGCCGCCUCGCCGACUCCGCUUCCCGCACGCGCCAACGCGACUGGCGCCAGGUCGCCGCAGAGAUCUUGCAGACGACGAGCGAAGUGGAGUCGGCCCUUAGCGGCGAGAACAUCUUCCAGAAAGAGCAUGAUCCCAACCAACCGAUUUUUGCCGCCGCGCUGGACUUGCACGCCGCCGUGCGCGAGUGGUCUGCCAAGGACAACGAAAUAGUGGCCGUUGCCAAGCGGAUGGCAGUUUUAAUGGCACGCCUCUCCAACUACAUGAACCAUGACAAGAAGCGCGAGGUGAUAGCCAGUUCGAAGAGCAUCGUGAAGGCCUCCAGCGAGGUGGCCGCCCUGGCCAGGGCGCUCGCCCUGGAGUGCUCAGACCGGCGCAUCAGGGCGAAUCUGUUGCAGCUGUGUGACCGGAUACCGACCAUCAGCGGUCAGCUGAAGAUGUUGACCACCGUGAAGGGCUCCUCGCUUGGGCAGCAAGGCAACCAAGAAGACAAGGAAGCGAUCAACAUGCUGGUUGGCAACGCGCAAAACUUGAUGCAGAGUAUCCAGGAGGUGGUGGCUGCGGCGGCUGCCGCCUCGGUGAAGAUCAUGUCGCAACGAGGAGCCAGGAUCCGUUGGGUGCGCAAGAACUACUACAACUAC
Molecule: messenger RNA, 10653 nt
Organism: Iphiclides podalirius (scarce swallowtail)
Lineage: Eukaryota; Metazoa; Arthropoda; Insecta; Lepidoptera; Papilionidae
Source: the annotation of a GenBank genome assembly